GCAAGCUCACAGGGGCGGUAGGAACUACACUUCCCAAGAGCCAUCGGAGCAGGGCUGGGCGGGGCCAGGCGAGGAGGCGGGGCUCUGGCCGCCGCGGUGGUUGUGGCGGCUCAUUCGUAAAUGCCGCGGCUACUGGAUGGUGACUCUGUUAUUGGUUGGAGUGGUCUGGACCGCUGGCUCUUCGUGGAACGGGUCCAUCGGGGCUUCUCCAAAAGCUUUGUGGCUUUCGAGAAGAGCUGUGUUUUCCGGGGAGGUGGACCUGUCAGCCGAAAGUUUUCAAGGUGCUAAAAGUCAGUAGGUGUUCUGGAUUUCCCAGUGUUUAAAAGGAUCAUUAGACUGAAAUGUUCCUGAUGCCAACCUCUUCAGAAUUAAACAGUGGGCAGAACUUCCUAACCCAGUGGAUGACCAGUCCUCGGGCUGGGGUCAUAUUAAAUCGAGGAUUUCCUACUUUGGAAGAUGAGAAACAAGCAGUUACAAAUGUCUCUUCCAGCUUCCCAGUUAAAGCCACCCGCUUUUCCAACAGCUUCAGCAUUAGUAGUGAAGAGGGUUCCUUCCAGGAAGAAGAGAAGUUGGAGGCUGGAGGACUUUAUAAACUACAGUCAGAAAACUCCGAAGCCUAUGCAGUCUUUCCUCUAGUUAAAAAGGAACCAAUGGUGUCAUGUCAGGAUGCCCCUGGAUACCAGGAAGAUAACAAAAACGACUUUAUGCCUGAUCUUGCGAGUGAACUCAAAGAAGUGGCUAAUAAGAACCUGCUUUUUAAAAAACUGGAACAGCUGAAAGAAAUACAGCAGAAGAAGCAGGAGCAACUGAAGAGGCAGCAGCUGGAACAGCUGCAGAGGCUCAUGGAGGAGCAGGAGAAGCUGCUCAUCAUGGUGUCUGGGCAGCACAGGCUUCCAGGUACACUACUGCCUGACGAUGACCAGAGCCAGAAGUAUAGAUCUCCAGGAAGUUUAGCCUUGGGAGAGAAAGCCACUCCCUUCCUGCCAUCACAUAGCUUCGCAAAUCCAACAAAUCCAACCCAAGAAAACCUGCAUGCUUCCAACAUUUUAUCCAAUGAACAAAGCAAUUUCUGUAGAGCUACUCAUCAAGAUUCUGCCUUAACUUCAAAACAUGCUUCUGAUGUGUUUGAUGAGUCCCCAUAUCCAGAAGCACAUGUGAGAAUAACUGACUUAAAGGAAGAAAAUCGUGACCAUCCUUCAGGAGAAGGUGUUUUGCCAUGUUGGGAAAAGAGGAUGGGGAAGAGUCAGGAAGGGAAGGAUAUGAACUUACAAAAAAGAGGAGAUUCCUCAGAAGUGGUUAAUGUUGAAGAAAGGCCUAUCAAAGCUGCCAUUAGAGAAAAGAAGCAGACAUUCGAGGACUUCGUAGAAGAGCAGAUGCGGCUGGAAGAGCAAGAGCUGAAAGAGAAGCGGCUGCGGGAAGCAGAAGGACCAUUGCUAAUGAAAGCAAAGCCCAAGCAACCAUUUUUAAAACGAGGAGAAGGUUUAGCUAGGUUUACUAAUGCUAAAUCCAAGUUUCAAAAAGGGAAAGAAAGUAAACUAGUGAGUAGCCAGAGCCCACCAGAGGACCAAUCAGUAUGUAAAGCAGACAGACAACACUUGCAGAGGAAAACUGCUCUUAUAAAUAAAGACCUGUGUGCAGAGACCCCCACUGUUAAAAAAGACAGUAAAGCUAGAACCAAGGCUGGCUCUGCCUCACUCAGUCAGAAAUCCAAAGUAACCAAGAUCAGUAUGAGGGAAAGUCUCUCUCCACCAGGACUCAAAGUACAAAUGGGGAAGAAAUGUGAUGGGCAGUUUAGACACCAGAUCAAAUUAGAAAGAAGUGUACAAGCCAAUAAUAAGGAAAACGUGCCUGUGUGUGUAAAGCCCUGUGAUGCUGGUUGCAAGGUGUGGAACAAGACCCGGGCCAGAGAGAGACUUCCUCUUUCCACAGAGCCGGCUGACUGCGUGGCUUCUAAGAGCCUGAUGAGUGAGACAGUGAAAGAGACAGAAUCGUCCCUUGACAUUUCUCUUCAGAAAAAAUUAGAGAAUUGGGAACGAGAAAAAGAAAAGGAAAACUUGGAAUUAGAUGAAUUUUUAUUUUUGGAACGGGCUGCUGAUGAAAUAUCUUUUUCUAGCAAUUCCUCAUUUGUAUUAAAAAUUUUAGAAAGGGAUCAGCAGAUCUACAAAGGUCACAGGAUGUCUUCUACGCCUGUCAAAGCUGUGCAGCAGGAGAAGGCCCAUCAGAUGGAUCCCAGUGGGCAGAGUAACCGCAGUGAGCUUCCCCACCAGAAUGUUGCCUGUGAGGGAAAGGGUGAGGCCAUACUCCUGCCCCUGGGUCCAGGGUCCUCACCUGAUGGUUUGAGGGAACUGUCCUGUCAAGUCAGUAAGAAAGCCUUCCCAACCAGCCCUGCUGACAGUCAGGGCCGAUGGGAUGCAAGCGAUGAUGACGUGGCCAACAGUGCCAGUAGCUCUGAUUCUGAGGAGCAGCCUGAUGUUACCCUAAAACCAUCCACUGAGGCUGGGGAGAGGGUCUUCAGCCACAAAGAGGAUAGUCCACAAGUCUGCAGUGCUAAAGGACCUUUUAGGGACACCGGGACUCAAGAAGAUAAAUGGAGAGAUGCUGAUCUGGAUCUGUCUGAUAAAGAAUAUAGCAGUGAAGAGUCUGUCAUAGUCGAAAGCCUGAAAAAUAAAGUAUCUGAGCCAUCAAGAUUCCCCUUAUCUCAAGAUGUGAAUAAAAUUGACUUUGAUGAUGAAAGAUCUUGGACAGACCUUGAGGAGAAUUCAUACAAACAUAAUGUUAUUCUCAGAGAUGAAGCCAUAUAUGGUACCCCCCAGACACAGUACCCCAAUAAGAGUGAAGUAUGUGUUCUCGACAAAACAAUAAAAAGGAAGGUUGCUCCAGUCAAGAAGGGAGAAGACUUCAGCAAGUCUGACAGGAGCAGAAGCCCCCCUCCUCCAUCUGACUUGAUGAUGAAAUUCUUCCCUUCUUUGAAACCAAAGCCCAAAUUAGAUUCACACUUGGAAAAUGAACCCAAGUUAAACAUGAGUCAAGACCAACCACCAGGUGACAGUGUUCGAUCUCAGGUUUUGAGAGAGAAAGUUAUUGAACUGGAAUCAGAAAUAGAAAAAUUUAAAGCUGAGAACACAUCGUUAGCUAAACUUCGAAUUGAACGAGAAAGUGCCUUGGAAAAACUGAGGAGAGAAAUUGCUGACUUUGAGCAACAAAAGGCAAGAGAACUGGCCCGAAUAGAAGAGUUCAGGAAGGAGGAGGCACGGAAACUGCAGAAGGAACGCAAAGUCUUUGAAAAGUACACAGCAGCGGCGAGGACAUUUCCAGACAAAAAGGAGCGGGAAGAAAUACAGGCUUUGAAACAGCAAAUAACAGAUUUACAGGAAGAUUUGAAAAGAAAGGAGACAAAAUGGUCAAGUGCGCAUGGUCGCCUCAGAAGCCAGAUAGAAAUGCUAGUCAAAGAGAAUACAGACCUCCGAGAAGAGAUAAAGGUAAUGGAAAGAUUCCGACUGGAUGCCUGGAAGAGAGCAGAAGCCAUUGAGAGUAGCCCUAAGGCCUGCCAGCAUAUGACAGCUACAAAAAAGGAUGACUCCAUGAACUCAUCUAUUCAAUUUCAAAAGAGUCAUGUUUCUUCGGGAGCCCCAGUAGGAAAAUAUAAGAAAAAGUAUCUGCCAGCACAAGGGAAUCCACCUCGAAGAUCCAAGUCUGUGCCUCCUCGUGAUUUAGGCAGCUCGGAUAAAGGACAAGCUGCCUUGUCCAGAGAGCCUCGUGAACCAGUGAACUUCCCAGAUCUUGAAUAUAAAAACCAAGAGGAAAAAGAGGAAGAAAUUCAGGGAGAAAUCAAUCAUCCUGAUGGAAAGGUAGAAAAGGUUUAUAAAAAUGGGUGCCGAGUUAUACUGUUUCCCAAUGGAACUCGGAAAGAAGUGAGUGCAGGUGGGAAGAGCAUCACCGUUACAUUUUUUAAUGGUGACGUGAAGCAGGUCUUGCCGGAUGAGAGAGUGGUCUACUACUAUGCUGCUGCCCAGACCACACACACCACAUACCCGGAAGGCCUUGAAGUCUUACAUUUCUCAAGUGGACAAAUAGAAAAGCAUUUCCCAGAUGGAAGAAAAGAAAUCACAUUUCCUGACCAAACCAUUAAGAAUUUAUUUGCUGAUGGUCAAGAAGAGAGCAUCUUUCCAGAUGGCACAAUUGUCCGAGUGCAACGUGAUGGCAACAAAAUCAUAGAGUUUAACAAUGGCCAAAGAGAGCUCCAUACUGCCCAGUUCAAGAGACGAGAAUAUCCAGACGGGACUGUUAAAACUGUCUAUGCAAAUGGUCAUCAAGAGACAAAGUACACAUCUGGCCGAGUUAGAGUGAAGGACAAAGAUGGUAAUGUUCUAAUGGACACAGAAUUGUAAAGAUCUUCGUGGGAUUAAUCAUGAACUAACACUAAGUGGUUUUUCUGUUCAGAGUAUGUACGUUUCUUGUGUGUUCAGUUGUUUAAUUUAUAUAGUGUGUGUGUGUGUGUGUGUGUGUGUGUGUGUGUGUGUGUGUCUAAAUGUAAAAGAUUAUGUUUGACUUUUAAAAUUAAAGUUUUACAACACAGUU
Messenger RNA from Peromyscus maniculatus bairdii (prairie deer mouse), 4578 nucleotides. RefSeq names its product centrosome assembly and centriole elongation protein (gene Cpap). Gene Ontology annotation, molecular function: tubulin binding. Gene Ontology annotation, biological process: centriole elongation; cilium assembly. Gene Ontology annotation, cellular component: centrosome; centriole. The record is from RefSeq and is a predicted model, not a curated record. NCBI's taxonomy places the organism in Eukaryota, Metazoa, Chordata, Mammalia, Rodentia, Cricetidae.